Molecule: messenger RNA, 1329 nt
Organism: Meloidogyne enterolobii
Lineage: Eukaryota; Metazoa; Nematoda; Chromadorea; Rhabditida; Meloidogynidae
Source: the annotation of a GenBank genome assembly
AUGGCUUUUCACAAAAUUGACAAUGAUAGUAUCAACUCGAUUACCAAUGCUUUAGACUUUUUUCAAAUUCCACCUACAAAUGUAAGUAUUUCGUCAUCCAAAGUUUUUGAAAUUCUACCAAGCAAUCCGCUCACUGAUACACCUUACCAUUUUAAAAUUCACGCAAGUCAAAAUUAUAUUGAUUUGACUAAAUGUUAUUUAUUUACUGAAUUUCGAAUUCGAAAAGAAAAUGAAAGUGGACAACUUGUAAAUCUUUCUGUUGCAGACAAUGUUUCUCCAAUACAGCUUAUAGGACAGACAUUUAUUAAUAAUAUGCGAGUAAGUAUUAAUGGAAGGGAAGUUUUCAAUUCAAAUUCCCUUUAUGCUUACAAAACCUAUUUUUCACAUGAGCUCUCAUAUUCACAAAACGCAAAGAGUUCACAUUUAAAUGCCGCUGGAUAUUUUUACAAUAAUACUUCAACUCAAGAAGGUGGUUUAGAUACAAUCGAAAGGAGAAGAUUAUUUGAAAACAGUAAAACAGCACAAUUCAUUGCUAAACUUGAUGCAGAUAUUUUCAAUCAACCACUUUAUUUGAUAAAUCAUUGUGAAGUUGAUAUCGAAAUUAUACCAAACGAUUCCCGAUUUGUUCUUAUGACAUUUGGACUACAAAAUGCUAUGGAAGUACCAACACGAUAUUUGUUUGAAGUAGUAAAUAUGAAACUUUAUGGUAAAAAAGUAGAUUUAAUGGAUGGAUUGGCUCUGGAUAUUGCAAAAAGACUUGAAAUUAAACCUGCUCGCUACUCAAUAAGAAAAACUAUGAUGAAGCCGUUGUUUAUUAGCCAGGGUCGAUAUGAAUUUAAUGCCAAUCUAUUUAUGGACCAAAUUCCUAGACGUAUUACAUUGGGACUCGUUUCUAAUUCAGAUUAUGUAGGAGAUCUUAAACGCAGCCCUUUUAACUUUCAUCAUUUUAAUGUUCGCGAGAUUAGUAUUAUUGCCAAUGGAAGAAAUUAUCCACAGGCCCCGUAUGAUUUUGAUUAUGAGAAUGGAAAAUAUAUUCGUGCUUUCAAUGAUAUGAAUGAGGCAGUUGGUUUAACAAAUUCAACUGAGAGUAAUGGAAUAACUUUACAACAAUAUGGUAAAACACAUUGUAUCUAUGUUUUCAAUCUAACAAACAGUGGAGAAGAUCAAGGAGGAACUUUUGAUUUAAUUAAAAACGGAACAACGGCUGUAAAUAUAAAGUUUAGUAAACCUGUACCUGAGGGAGGAUUAAUGCUUAUAGUAAUGGGAGAAGCAGAUUCGCUUAUUAUGUUAGAUAAAAAUAGAACAAUCGCGAGUGAUACCACAAUAUAA